CUCUUCUGCCCAUUGAGCAGUCAAAGAACUGAAAGUCCUUAUAAGCCUGUGCACCUGGGCCUGGGCCCUACAGAUAAGGUAGCUGCUAUUGCUAUGGCCCGCAUCAUUGACCUGGUGCCCUGGGACGAUGGCUCCACACAUGUGUAUGCCUCCCCGGCCAUCCUGCUUCCCAUGGAGCGGCAGCGCAACCAGCUGGCGGGCGUGAAGCAGCAGCUCUACCACCCAGCCCUGCCCACCCUGCGCCACAUGGACAGGGACACCGUCAAGGCCUGCCUUCCUGAUGAGCACUGCCAGUCCACCACCUACUGCCGCAAAGAUGAAUUUGACAACGCCCAUUUUACACUCCUUGGGGUCCCCAACAAACCCCUGCAGUGUUUGGACAUCACCGCCACAGGCCAGAAGCUUCGCAACAGGUACCACGAGGGAAAGCUGGCGCCCAUCGCGCCAGGCAUCAACCGAGUGGACUGGCCCUGCUUCACGCGCGCCAUCGAGGACUGGUCCCACUUCGUGUCCUCGGCCGGGGAGUUCAAGCUGCCUUGCCUGAGGAAGCGAGUACUGCCUCAGCCAGAACCCCAGCCUGGACCGCUACGGACAGAAGCCCCUGCCUUUCGACUCCCUGAACACUUUCCGAAGCUUCGGCUCCAGCUACAGGUAGGGGAACGGUCCUGUCCCGCCCCACAGCCAACCACGUUCUCAUCCGACUGCUGGGGACAGCCUCGGGGCUCCCUGACUCUGAAACCCCCCUGCCCCAGCGAGGCCUGGCGAGGAGGAGGGGCCCUCCUGGGAGGGCGCGAGCUGCUUCGCUCUGGAGAGAUCCGCCCCUGGCAAAUGUGCAGCCCACUGGGGUGGGGGUGGACGCGGGAGGGGGUCCACAUCCCACCAGGUUUGACUGGAGGAGGCCAAAAGGAUAGGGCGAGGAUGUUAACUAGAAGGAGAGAAAACAGACAAAUAAGAAACACAAGGGAGAGAGCCGAGAAUCUGCCUUUUAGGGUGCGGAGAGGCCCUAAGGGAGGGGGCUAAGUGGUCUUCCCGGCAGGGUCGCCCCACAAGUAAAGAGAUAAGAUAAGAACAAGAGUUCUUAUCUCCAAGAUAAGCACCUCUUGCAAGAGGUUGCAGGAUACUCAAACAUUUUCAUAACUAAGCCAUCUCUCACCCUCCCGGCCCCACUUUGUACACUCCAGCCAGACUAGACUCCCCCGAAACCCAGCAGACCAAGCACUCUUCACACCUUUGCCUGUGCUGUUUCAGCGCCUAGAUGGCCCUUCCUCCUCUGCCUGGAAAACUCCUUCGUGCCAUUAUUAUUAUUAUUAUUAUUAUUAUUGAGACGGAGUCUCACUCUGUCGCCCAGGCUAGAGUGCAAUGGCCUGAUCUCAGCUCACUGCAACCUCCGCCUCCCGGGUUCAAGCAAUUCUCCUGCCUCAGCUUUCUGAGUAGCUGGGAUUACAGGUGCGCAUGACCAAGCUUGGCUAAUUUUUGUAUUUUUAGUAGAGAUGAGGUUUCACCAUGAUGGUCAGGCUGGUCUCGAACUCCUGACCUUAUGAUCCACCCACCUCAGCCUCCCAAAGUAUUGGGAUUACAGGCGUGAGCUACAGUGCCCGGCCUCCUUCAUGCUCUUCAAAGCCCAGCCCAGAUGUGCCAUCCUCCUUGAAGUCUUCCCCCACCCUCUGCCUCUCCCCACCGGCUCACACUCCCUCCCAUUGGUCACUACCUUUGUGUCCCUGAGUAUCGAGUGCAAUACUCAGACUAUUGCACUGUCAUUAUUGACAGAAACCAGCCUUCCCGUCUCCCACACGGGGAAACGUUUCUGGGUUUUGCUACCAUAUGAUGCCUAACAGAGUAGGUUCACUAAAUGAUUGAAAAAUGGGUGAAGCUGUUCAUAGUUAGGUAUCAAUGGGAGAGAAGGAUGAGGCACAGUCAAAGGAGGGAGGUUAGCUUGAAAGCUAAGGAGGACAGCUGAAAAUACAGAAAACAGGGAGCCACUGAAGUCUCCUGAGCCACAUAGAGGCUGGCUGGAAGCUGUGUUUUCAGAUCCUAGAGGGGAAAAGCCUGAUUUUUCCCCUAGGACACCCUGGAAACCCCCACCUCACCCCUACUUCUCUCCACAGUCGUGUCAACUACCUGACCCCCUGGCAUUAAUCUCUGGAAAGGAGGCUGACUCCCAGGCUGCCGGACGGUGCCACCUCAGGUCCCCUGGCCAGACAGAGGACUUAUGGUGGCACCAGCCAUCUCCCCAGGAGUUCAGCCUAACUAGAAAUAAACCUAAUGCUCCCUUAGAGACACA
Messenger RNA from Homo sapiens (human), 2281 nucleotides. RefSeq names its product sperm microtubule inner protein 8 (gene SPMIP8). Gene Ontology annotation, biological process: flagellated sperm motility. The record is from RefSeq and is a predicted model, not a curated record. Lineage: Eukaryota; Metazoa; Chordata; Mammalia; Primates; Hominidae. Bases 94 to 1020 code for a protein of 308 amino acids. Gene Ontology annotation, cellular component: sperm flagellum; axonemal A tubule inner sheath. The transcript is spliced from 6 exons.